Henningerozyma blattae CBS 6284 is the source of this 603-nucleotide messenger RNA. Its product is annotated as 40S ribosomal protein eS8. Bases 1 to 603 code for a protein of 200 amino acids. Gene Ontology annotation, biological process: maturation of SSU-rRNA from tricistronic rRNA transcript (SSU-rRNA, 5.8S rRNA, LSU-rRNA); translation. The transcript has a single exon. The record is from RefSeq and is a predicted model, not a curated record. Gene Ontology annotation, molecular function: structural constituent of ribosome. NCBI's taxonomy places the organism in Eukaryota, Fungi, Ascomycota, Saccharomycetes, Saccharomycetales, Saccharomycetaceae. Gene Ontology annotation, cellular component: cytosolic small ribosomal subunit; ribosome.
AUGGGUAUUUCUCGUGAUUCUCGUCACAAAAGAUCUGCUACAGGUGCCAAAAGAGCCCAAUUCAGAAAGAAGAGAAAGUUCGAAUUGGGUCGUCAACCAGCUAUGACCAAGAUUGGUGGUAAGAGAAUCCACUCCGUUAGAACCAGAGGUGGUAACCAAAAAUUCAGAGCUUUAAGAAUUGAAACUGGUAACUUCUCUUGGGCUUCCGAAGGUAUCUCCAAGAAAACCAGAAUCGCUGGUGUCGUUUAUCAUCCAUCCAACAAUGAAUUGGUCAGAACUAACACUUUGACUAAAUCUGCCAUUGUUCAAAUCGAUGCUACUCCAUUCAGAUCUUGGUACGAAGCUCACUACGGUCAAACUUUGGGUAAGAAGAAGAACUCCAAGGAAGACGCCAUUGUCCCAAAGAACAAGAAGGAAGAAAGAAAGUUCGCUUCUAGAGCUGCUUCUGCUAAGGUCGAACAAGCCGUCGAAUCCCAAUUCGGUGCUGGUAGAUUAUAUGCUGCUAUCUCCUCUAGACCAGGUCAAUCUGGUAGAUGUGACGGUUACAUCUUGGAAGGUGAAGAAUUAGCUUUCUACUUAAGAAGAAUGACUGCUAAGAAAUAA